This is a messenger RNA of Racocetra persica, 195 nucleotides long. The record is from the annotation of a GenBank genome assembly. NCBI's taxonomy places the organism in Eukaryota, Fungi, Glomeromycota, Glomeromycetes, Diversisporales, Gigasporaceae.
CGCGGGAAUCUGAAACUCAAGUACAAAAUGGCAAAAAGAAUCCGUCAAGCCCAGUUUUUGACAAUAAAGAUAUAACAUACUUUCCUAUUCGUAUUGGACAAAAAACGAAAGUUAUUCUUAAUGAUCGUGAGUUUAUUAUUACUAUAGCAGUUGGUUAUUCUAACAAUCCCUAUCUUCCUGGUUAUAAUUGUCAAA